This is a messenger RNA of Batrachochytrium dendrobatidis JAM81, 3087 nucleotides long. RefSeq lists its product as uncharacterized. Gene Ontology annotation, cellular component: catalytic step 2 spliceosome. Lineage: Eukaryota; Fungi; Chytridiomycota; Chytridiomycetes; Rhizophydiales. The transcript has 14 exons. Bases 1 to 3087 code for a protein of 1028 amino acids. The record is from RefSeq and is a predicted model, not a curated record. Gene Ontology annotation, biological process: RNA processing; negative regulation of RNA catabolic process; regulatory ncRNA-mediated heterochromatin formation. Gene Ontology annotation, molecular function: protein binding.
AUGUCUGAUUCAUCCAUACAGCCAUCAUCACUCAUAAAACCAUCCGCAGAUUCAACUUCGACACUUGUUAUACCAACACCAGCAUUUCCAUCCUUCAAUUCUUUUCCAACCCAGUUUCUUCCUGCACUUCAGGACGUAACAACAUCUGCAUGGGUUGAACCCACUGCAAAAACAUACUCGACACUUUCUUCAGAUUCAGACACUCAUUCCUUCAAGCAACUUAAAAAAUCCAAGAAACGGAGUCAUAAACAUAAAUCAUCCAAAUCCAAAAAACAUCAUAAACGAGACCUUGACCAUCACGAUGAUCCACCACCAUUUUAUAUUGACAAAAAAGGAUGUUUGGAUAACAUUUUGUACGAGGGAGUCAGAAACUCGGAUAUACCGUUAUACAAACGGGUCAGGGUUGAACUAUUAGGUGCAACAGAUCAUAGAUGGAGAGUAAUAAGUCGUGGUGUAAUGGGUCAAGCUCGAUUGAUCCGACUCGAAUCCAAAGGAAAUCGAUUGAUCACUUCUGAUAUGACAAAUCCAGAGCGAUACAAAGUAUUCAAGAGUAUGUUGCGUUUAAAUCCAGAACGAGUUUUGGCACCCAAGCGUAUUCAUGCAGUGUCAGAUUUCAAUCAUGCAUCAAAACAUGCUUUGGAUUUUAUCAAAUUGCAGGAUGAUAAUCAAAUGGAAAAUGUAGACCAAGACUCCCAGUUGGAUUUAAAAGUGUUUGAACAGGAUUUGGCAUUUCAAUCUAAAUCCAAAGAAGCUGAUCAGCUUAUUCGUAGGAAUGUCAAAAAUCCUGAUGCUUGGCUGGCAUUUGUCAAGAUCCAAGAUGAUUUGUUGGUGAAUGUUUCAAAUCAAAAACGUGGUGCUAUGCAACGGGUUAUCACAGAAAAAAAGAUGUCGAUCAUUGACAAGGCACUUAAAUCUCUUCCCAGAGAUGAACGUAUUUUGUCUGCAUACAUGGAUUGCAUCAUGCAACUACACGAUGUUGAAAAUGUUCUUUCAAAAUGGGAUGAUAUCAUUCAAGAAAAUCCAGACUCGUUUAUGCUGUGGAUAAAAUACCUUGAUUUCAGACAAACUCACUAUGCACAGUUUUCUGUCAGUCAAUCUUUGGAAGCAUUUCAAGAGUGUCUUGAAACACUGCAAGAAAACGAUCAAGAUAUCAGUCUUGAGAGUGAAACCAAUCUUCUUCAUGUAUUCACGCGUGCUUGUGCAUUACUAUCGCAGUCUGGAAAUACUGAGCGGUCUAUAGCGACAUUUCAAGCCAUGAUUGAAUUUUCGUGUUACUGUCCUGCUGCGUUUCAUGGACAGACAUUCAAACAGCGAUUGGAUUUGUUUGAAUCAUUUUGGGAAAGUGAAUGUGCCCGAUUUGGCGAGCCUAGUGCAAAAGGCUGGGAGAAAAGUUUGUUUAACGUGGAUGAAACACCCUCGUUCAAGUAUACUGAUAAAACUGUAUCCGAUCUCGCAUUGGAGGAGGGCCAAGAGGAUUCGUACGAGCAUUGGGCGGCCCGUGAGCUUUGUCAUCAACAGCUGGAAUGGUUUCCUCUGCGCGGAGCUGAUGCUGAACUUGCGGAUGAUCCGUUCAGAACUGUUCUUUUUGAGGAUAUCCGUGGUCUGAUGUUUGAUAUAAAGCACCCUGAAACAAAACGAUGCCUUGUAUCCAACUUUUUGAAAUUGCUUGGAGCAUCGUUUCACACUCCUCAAACAUCACAGUCCUUGCCAUCUAAAGACCAGUUUUUGAAUGACGAGAUUGGAAAUCUAGCUGGAUCCACUUUGUUUAUUGUAUUGCCAGAUUCAGCCGUAGAUGAUGGAGAAAUGGGUCAUCAGUCCAAACGAUCAUUGGCGUUUCCUGUACGAUCGUUUCCACUUUCAAUGUGGACAUUAGUUUCAGACGGAAAGUCUUGGCUAUCUAAUUUUACAAGCGACGAUGCUGAUCUAAUUGAUUUUCUUGGAAUUGGAAAGCGGUCCAUGAUUGGCAUUAUCAUUCAGCAAAGCCAUUUGCUUUUUAAAGACGAUCCUUGGCUGUUGCCCAUGUUGCUAUCCAUUGAAGCUUCAUCACAUCCAAAAAGGGUUGAAAAAAUGGCCAAAACGCUCUUGAAAACAGAUCGCAUGAAUCUUGGACUUUGGAAUGCCUAUGCGCAAGUUCUUGAACGUCGUGGUAAAAUAGAUGAGGCUAGACAGGUGUAUUUAACUGCCCUUGCCUCAUAUCCAAGCUUUCCUUCUGAACACCAAUCUAUGGUGACAUCUGUGUAUACACUUUUGGCAAAUUUGGAAGCAAUGCAAAAUCAAUACGUUGCUGCAAUGAAUGUGUUGGUUGCUUUGGCGGAACGGAAACCUUUAGCUAAUGAUUAUGCAACUCAACCACCUGCUCCAACCCGAUUACUCAAAGUAAACAAGGCAAGUGUAGCAGUAUUUAAUAAAUGUCGGCAGGCGUUGGUUCAAUUUCAUUCCAGGUACACGACUUUGAAGACAGAUACCCAUUCUACCUCGACUUCUUUUUCAUUGGGGUCAUCCUCGCUUUUAAUUGAGUACAUGUAUGAACUAUGGACACGACUUUUAUAUGUACAUACUGUGUCGGGCCAUGCGUUCAAACCUGCACUGUUGCGAAAUGUGCUUGAGGAAGCAUUAGAAAUUUACCCAACCAACACGCUAUUUCUUACUGUAUACGGAUGGAAUGAGGCAAAAACAGGAAUUGAGAAUCGUGUAAGACGGUUUUUGAGCGAAUUGCAUACCAAAUCGCCAUCUCAUUUGAUUGUGAUAUUUUCGAUUUGGUCUGAAAUGCAUCAAAGAGGGACUAUCAACACUCAUGUUGUUCGAUCUCUGUUUGAAAAGGCUAUCGAGUCUGCCACAUCAAUGCAUUCAGUUUCAAUCUGGUAUAUGGCAAUUGCAUUUGAAGCAAAAAUCGACACAACACAACGGCUCGAUAGAGCCAAAGCACUAUUUUACCGUGGUGUGCGUGAAUGUCCGUGGGCUAAAGAAUUGUAUAUGAUGGCGUUUACAACCUUGUCAUCGGCUUUUACUCGACAGGAGCAGGAACAGGUGUAUGCGUUGAUGGAGGAAAAGGAAAUUAGGAUACGUCGUGUAGCAGAAAAUAUAUGA